Molecule: messenger RNA, 4287 nt
Organism: Thunnus maccoyii (southern bluefin tuna)
Lineage: Eukaryota; Metazoa; Chordata; Actinopteri; Scombriformes; Scombridae
Gene: gpr61
Product: G protein-coupled receptor 61
Exons: 2
Coding region: 453-1871 (472 amino acids)
Biological process (GO): G protein-coupled receptor signaling pathway
Cellular component (GO): endosome; signaling receptor complex; plasma membrane
Molecular function (GO): G protein-coupled receptor activity
Source: RefSeq, a predicted model, not a curated record
GCCAGGUGAGGAGGAGACACAGGAGUGUCCCUCUCCUCUCUCCCCCCACCCCCCCUCCUCUCCCUCUCUGUGUGACGUGGUGUGUGUGUGUGUGGUGUGUCAGUGUGUGUUUGCUGUGUGUGUGGGAGAGAGAGCGAAACAGGUCGGCUUUCCUUCGGCAGACUGUGAACCUGCACAGGAGGAAGCAGCCCUCUCCAGACUGAGAUUUUUCCAGUUGAAGGUCACAUCGGAGAGUCUACAAGAUAAAAGUUACUCUAUCUUCAAGGAACUGAAACCUCCUGAGAUCGUCUGCAGAGCUCUAGGCUAAAGUCUACGGGGUCAGGGCCUGUUCAGCUCCAGUUGCCAUGGCAGACACCACCGCCUGAGCUUCUCGGUGACACCCUACGACAGGGGAGGAUGGGUGAUGGGCCCGUGAAAUUCAGCGGACUCUCUCCUCCUUAUCCCAUCCUCUCAUGGAGCGCCCUGUCACACCGAGCCCCUCCUGGAACACUUCUCUCUCCAGCGUCUCCUCAUUCCCACUCUCACUGCACUCGAAUGCCUCCAACGUGACCUCGCCGAUCACAAGCAUCCGAGGCGGGAUCAAUCUGAACCAGUCCUUAGCGCUGUGUGCUAUGCUCAUCAUGGACAUGCUGGCAGUGGUGGGGAACUUGGCCGUGAUGAUUGUCAUCACCAAAACGCCGCAGCUGCGUAAGUUUGCCUUCGUGUUCCACCUCUGUCUGGUGGACCUGCUAGCAGCGCUGGUGUUGAUGCCUCUGGGGAUGCUGUCAGACCGAUUCCUGGUGGAUGAGGCGCUGUGUCGGAGCUACCUCUGCUUGAGUGUGUGUCUAGUGAGUGCUGCCAUCCUCACCAUAUGUGCCAUCAACGUGGAACGCUACUACUACAUCAUCCAUCCCAUGCGCCAUGAGGUGAAGAUGACAGUGGGCGUGGUGGUGAUGGUACUGGUGGGAGUCUGGAUUAAAGCUGUUGUCAUGUCAGUGCUGCCUCUACUGGGAUGGCUGCUCCAGGGGAACCAGACUCUGGGGACUCCGUCAGUCCUCACUCCCGGUCAGAGACACUGCUCCCUUCAUUGGACGGGAGGCUGGACCACACGUCUGCUUUUCAUGGUCUUCUUUACAUUCAUAUAUUUUCUGUGCCCCAUGUUGAUCAUUCUGGUGGUCUAUUGCAAUAUGUUCAAGGUGGCCCGAGUAGCAGCCAUGCAGCACGGCCCCCUUCCCACUUGGAUGGACACGCCGCGACAGCGGUCUGAGUCCAUCAGCAGCCACUCCACCAUGGCAGCCAGCCUCGGAGGAACUGGUGCCCGCACCACCCCUCAGAGGACCUUCAGCGGCGGGAAGGCCGCAGUAGUCCUGGUGGCAGUCGGAGGCCAAUUCCUCUGCUGCUGGCUGCCAUAUUUCUCUUUCCAUCUCUACUCAGCUGUGGUGUCUACCUCUCCUGCCUCGCUGGCCCAGCUGGAGGACGUGGUCACAUGGAUUGGCUAUUUCUGCUUCACCUCCAACCCCUUCUUCUACGGCUGCCUGAACCGGCAGAUUCGUGAGGAGUUGGGUCGCCACCUGACCUGCCUCUUCAAGCGGGCUGGGCCCGGCGAAGGGGAGCAGCUGCCCAGCCGUGAGGCCUCAAUUGAGGAGAACUUUUUGCAGUUCCUUCAGGGCACUGGGUGCAAUCUGGAUCCCUGCAACUCUCACAGCAGAGCGAGCCCAGAGGAGCCAGAAACUGAAGGCCUUCAGGAAUCAGCUGUUCAGCAGAACACGCCAGCUGACUUCCACAUCCCGGGGCAGAUCCUUGAGGAAACCUCAGAGUUCAUACAGCGGCAACAGCUGAACAAUGAGCUACAUGUAUCAGAGAACUGCUGCAAAACUGUACCAGAGCUGUAGCCGCCUCUCAUGUACUGUCUCUUUUUGCCAUCUAAUAAUCCAAGUAAUAUAUUAGUUUUAUUCAUAUUUUCUAAAAUUAGUUGAAUUAAUACAUUCCUUGUUCAUGCUACAACAGUGCUUUUAAGCUAAAAAUCCAGUGAACUGCAAAACAUGGUAUUUGAAGAAUUUAAGUUAUGUAGCUUUUCAGAAAAAGAGCAGAUUAUAUGGUGUGCAUCAUCUCAUUCAUAUCCCCAGCAGUCAUGAUGCUGCAGCGUUACAUGUUUUGAGAGCCAUACAGUGUCAGGUUGUUUUCUGUGUGAUGUCAGCAGAUGGACGCUUAACCGUUGUUGUGAAGUGACAAAAAUCACAUAAACAUAAAGAUGUGCUGAACCUUUAUGUGGAAUACAGUUUUCACAGAUUAUGAAAAACUAUGAGCCAUCAUAAAUAAUCGAAACUGAAGAAGACAUAUUCUCCAUCGGAUAUAAGGAGAUAAUUUUCAGAACAUAUUUUACUUUCAUCUGCAUUUUCCUUCCCUGGAUUCAGGUUUUGGGAAAAAUGUUCCCUCAUUUUUUGUUAUUUAAGACUUGAAGAAGCCCCUCGACAAUCAGUUGUUCAAACUGACUCUAUGGCCAGACAGAUGUUUCAUUAGUUCAUCACCACCGAAGUGUUAUUAGCAUGUAGAACUGCCUGCUGGAAGAAAAACUUGAGGAGGCGGCAAAAGUAAAGCCUGUCAGUUACUGUAGCCGUAUCAAAGUGUAUUUAUUCCACUCACACCUCCUCAUGCAACCAAGAAAUUAAUGCAAAAAUGUUAUUUUCUUCAGUAAGAAGGAAUUCAUUUUCACAGCCAUUAAAAAAAAAUCUCUCCGUUUGAAAUAUUCAUUGUGUUGAAUAGGAUCGUUUCACAGCUGGUGCCGCUGGUGGUAUUUAUAAUAAACAGGCUGACACACCAGUGUAUUUUUAACCAUUUUCCAGGAACAUUAUUAUCAUGUUUAUCUGUUCUUAGUCUUGUGAUUAUCACCUCCUCACCAAAAUCAUCUCACACUGGUAGACUCGUGAUUUCACCCCCUUCUGCUCAAAGACAAACAUUGUGACUGGUUUAAUUGUAUGACAGUGAUGGUGUUAAGGAUUAAGCUUUGUAAAAACAUCGGCUACAGCACAUUAAAACUGUCAGUUUUGUUGGAAUAAGGCUCUAUAUGGAUAGAUUUAGACUUUGCAAGCAGUCCCCAUUAUCCUGUGAUGUCUGUGCUGCUUACAGGUAAACACGGGAGCGGUGCGAGUGCUCUUGUGUUUGUGCUAUAAACAACCAGGCUUGUUGUGGCUACACAGCGCACAGGUGUGACAAUGCUUACACAUGGCAAGCUUUGCCUUUGGCCUCAUUUAGCAGACAAAUGGAAGACACUGGCGAUACUUUCUCUGAUCUCAGGUGGAAUACAAACAGUUUGCACAAGUCACACAAACAGUGACAAAUGUUCCAAAGAAAAUUACAAGGCACAAAUCUCUUACUAAACAUUUUUUUUGUCUCUUUUUAUACUCGCUCUCUCUUGCUGCCUUCAUCUAUUUUGGACUGCCUCAUACCGGACUGUUGGCAUGAUCACAAGACACUCAACACAAGGCGCACGGGGGAAGAUUCAUAUUUUGCUGGGAGUCAGAACAAAAAAAGGUCCCUUUGUCAAGGGGAGACAUAAUGUUCUUCAUUUUCUUGUAAAGUGACGUUGUUGCUGGCUGUUUUUUCAGAUGGAGUCGUCAUGUCGUCUUGUUUUAAAAUUUGUGUCUUUUGCAUCAAAAGAUGGUGCAGUAAGGCAGGGCCCCAAAUAAAACCAAGAACAACAGUGAGCACAAGACAAAAUCACUGCCAUGAUCCUCAAUGUUGUACAAUUUGUACAUAUUUAUAAUUUGUUACUAGCAGUAGUGUGAAAACUACAAAAUACAGUAUCAUAUGAUUCAUUAUUUUACAAUUUUAUGUGACAAAAUAACAUAAAACUGCCUUGAUUUAUUACACUAGCGUACAGGAACAAGAUAAUCUGAGAUCUUCCUCGUGGAGCCCAAUUGAUCAUUUCCUCUUUGUGGUACAACGUUGUAAUAAAUUCAGUGAUAUUUCACACAGUUUGGGGUCAUUACAAAGCCCCUUAUUUUCAGAGUGCAUCAAUCUACCAUUCAAUCAGCUGGAUUUCUGUUACCGUAGCAGCAAAAUUGCCCCGACCAAUCUGAUUAAAUGCUUCAGGCUCUAUUUCUGCCACCAUCUGUUGAUUACGAGGAAGACGAAAUAAGCUGUUCUGAAGGUGAAUGUCAGAUUAUAUUCCCCGGACAUUUGUUCACUACAGUUUUUUGUUCAUUGUAAAUCAUCAAUACAAGUCAAUAUUCUCAUUUUCCUCUCUGUAUCUCUUUUGUUCUUGAGCUGAAAAGACUGUUUGGAUUGUUUUUUUUCCCCUUGUUAAGA